Molecule: messenger RNA, 297 nt
Organism: Seminavis robusta
Lineage: Eukaryota; Bacillariophyta; Bacillariophyceae; Naviculales; Naviculaceae
Source: the annotation of a GenBank genome assembly
AUGCGAUGUAAUGAGGGUGGCUCUGAGGACGACUCUGAGGACGACUCUGAGGACGACUCUGAGGACGACUCUGAGGACGACUCUGAGGACGACUCUGAGGACGACUCUGAGGACGACUCUGAGGACGACUCUGAGGCCGACUCUGAGGACGACGAGCAAGUGUGUUUCCAUUUUACCGCUCUUCUACGACAAAAGAGUAACGUGGAAGGAGGUGAUGACUCUGACGACCAGCAAGCAGAAACACAGGUGGCUACCGUUCCUUCCGGUCGCAAGCGGGCUCCCUCGAAGAAGUGGUGA